AUGAAGCUCAAACUCAAAAACCCUGACGCCGCUUCCAGCGAUGCGCCCGCAGCGCCUCCCUCAUCCGACGCGCCUGCACCGGCUGCCGCGAAGCCACCCCCAAAGCUCAAGUUCAAAAUCGCGCCGCCUACCCCUAGCGAUCCAGCAGAUUCAGGGAAUGGCGAUGCAACAAAGAUCAAGCGCAAAUACACCAAAAAGCCAAAGGUCGAUGAAAGCGGCAAUGCCAUUCCCCCAGGAAAGCCCGGUCCUAAGAAGAGGGCGCGCGACGAGGGUGAACAUGUUGACUCACCUGCUCUCAAGCGCAAGCCAAAGCCUACUGCGAAGAGUCUUGCCAUGACUAAUGACAGCGACGACGACGAUAACCUCGGAGCCGUCGAGCAGCCGCCCCCUCCACUGAAGACGCACAAUCGCACCCAGUCUAUCAAGUUAUCCAUAAAGCCAAAGGGCAGUCUGAAUGCAAAUACCCCAACCCGAAGUACGGCGAUCCUGAAAGUCAAGGGCGCAGGAAAGCCGCCAGUAAGGCCAUAUGGUGUCGGAUAUGACAGCGAGGCUGAGGAAGCAGAAGCCGAUCCAGCCAUUGAGUCCCAGUUUGUGUUGCGGAUGAAGCCUGGCCCAGACUGCGACCUACUGCGCAAGUCUAUUGAAGAAAAGACAAUCGGGAAGAGCGUAUCACAAGGCGGUCCUGGUGUACACUUUCGCUUUUUUGAUCGCGAGGGCCGCCGCGCCAUGCUUACGAUACAGAACCGCAUGUACGCCGCGACCAUGGUUGAGCUACCUGCUGUCAUUGAAUCUCUGAAGAGCUGGAACAAAAAGGACUGGGUCAAGACUGCGGAUGUCUGCCAGAUGCUCUUAGUCCUCGACGAGGUUAAGAAUGAGGAAGAGGCAAAGAAAUAUCCACUGCCGUCCUACAUCUCCCCAGAUACUCACCGUUUCCCUCAUGGCCUGACACCGCCCAUGAAAUGGGCCCGCAAGCGACGUUUCCGCCCUCGAAAAUCAUACAUCGAUGUCGAGCGAGCCGAAGCGCAGAUGAACCGACUGCUGGCCGAGGACGAAAAUGCAGUGUCUACAAAAUAUGAGAUGAUAGACAGCGAUGCAGAGAGUUCGGAAGAGGAGUCAAGCUCGGAAGAAGAGGCCGACGAGGAAAUGGUUGACGCCUCACAAGCAGAAGAGAUGGACGCCAACGAUCUUGAGCAGAUGCUUGCAGAGGGUCUCAUGGAUGACGAAGUCGAGUUCACUGGCGACAAUGACCAGCUUAAUGCAUUGCUUGCAAACUCGGGCAAUGUCCAAGUCGAGCAAGUCGGUACCCCCACGACCGCUCAUGAUGUCGCCAUGCAUGCUCUUAGCCAUAAUGGCAACAUAACUAUCGAGCCCGAGACUGCGGCCUCGACACCUGCAGCAGCCACUUCUGCCGACGAUGAUGACGACGACGAUGAUGCGGACUCUGACGAGGAUGGCGACGAAGUAGAUGAAGUCGCCGCAGCUGAGGAGCAGCGUCAAGAACAGCUCCGAACUGAAAUCGCAGAGCUGGAGAAGGCCAUUAUUCAGAGUACAGAGCAGCGCGACCGACAAACCAAUGUCCUCUUCAAGAAACGUGUGCAGAAUCAGAUCGACAAGCAGAAGGCAGACCUUGCUAUCAAACGUAAGCAGUUGAACGAGGAAGCGGAUGAAUAA
This is a messenger RNA of Bipolaris victoriae FI3, 1671 nucleotides long. RefSeq lists its product as hypothetical. Gene Ontology annotation, molecular function: RNA polymerase II general transcription initiation factor activity. NCBI's taxonomy places the organism in Eukaryota, Fungi, Ascomycota, Dothideomycetes, Pleosporales, Pleosporaceae. The transcript has a single exon. Gene Ontology annotation, cellular component: transcription factor TFIID complex. The record is from RefSeq and is a predicted model, not a curated record. Gene Ontology annotation, biological process: transcription initiation at RNA polymerase II promoter; RNA polymerase II preinitiation complex assembly. Bases 1 to 1671 code for a protein of 556 amino acids.